Molecule: messenger RNA, 3490 nt
Organism: Pararge aegeria (speckled wood butterfly)
Lineage: Eukaryota; Metazoa; Arthropoda; Insecta; Lepidoptera; Nymphalidae
Gene: ae48
Product: esterase E4-like
Exons: 5
Coding region: 130-2448 (772 amino acids)
Source: RefSeq, a predicted model, not a curated record
UUGUGAGUGCUAAUGCCCGCUGGGUCACGACUCACGAGUGUGCUGUGAAUCUAGUGAAAUAAAUUACUAAAUAUUAGUGUCAUUCUGUAGUGACAUUGAAACAACCAGAAAGAAAUAAAAUAAAUCAAAAUGAUAACGGCGGUCAACGAAUUUUUAGAUGACCUCCGCGGCGGCAGAAUGGUAGACUCCCCGAUCACGACGGUGGAACAGGGUCAACUUCAGGGGAAACUCGUUCACUCACCCAGCGGGAAAGCCUUCUACAGCUUCCAGGGCAUUCCGUACGCGAAACCACCUAUCGGCUCAUUGAGGUUUAGAGCUCCCCAACCCCCAGAGCCAUGGGAAGGCUUACGCGAUGCGACCACAGAAGGUAACAGUUCAGCACAAAUUGAUUUCUUUUCCAAGAACCAAUACGUCGGCGACGAAAACUGUCUGUUCCUCAAUGUUUACACCCCAAGUCUCGACGGGGAAUUCCUUCCAGUCAUGGUCUACGUCCACGGAGGGGGUUUCCGCUUUGGUUCAGGAAGUUCCUAUUUUUACGGUGGAGAUUAUUUAGUCGAGAAAGACGUAGUCAUAGUCACUAUUAACUACAGAUGUGGAGCGUUAGGUUUCCUAAGUCUCAAUACCCCUGAAGUCCCAGGAAAUGCCGGUAUGAAGGACGUGGUCCAAGCUCUUCGAUGGGUCAAACAGAAUAUCAAAAGUUUCGGCGGUAACUCAGGAAAUUUGACCAUUUUUGGGGAGAGCGCCGGCGGUGUUGCUGUCUCAUUUUUAACAGCUAGUCCUAUGUCUAAAGAUUUGAUUAGUAAAGCGAUUAUGCAAUCAGGAACAGGAUUAAAUAGUUGGGGAAUGCAACAUAAUCCAGUGGAGAACGCAAAGGUUUUAGCUAGCGAAUUGGGAUGCGAAUCUACGGACUUAAACGAAAUACUGGAGUAUUUGUCUACCACUCCAGUAAAAGACAUCGUUGAGGCGACAGAAAAAAUGAAGCCUUUGGAAGCUUUUUACGAAUCCGGCAAAAGUUUCUUUACACCGGUAGUUGAGAAGGAAUUCGCCGGUGUCGAAGCUUUCUUACCCGAAGCCUUGAUAAGCGUGUUGACAUCCGGUCGAGUGGCUGACAUACCUGUUAUGAUCGGCUCGAACACCCUCGAAUUUACUUUUGAUAAAAGCGAUGAUUUGCAAACAUGCAUUCCGUAUGAGUUACACAUUGAGAGAGGCACACCAGAAUCUUUGGCAAUAGCCGAUGAAAUUAAAAACUUGUACUUUAAAAGUGAUCCUACCGUUGAUAAAUAUAAGUUAUUGUCUGAUUUUCUAAUAAACAUUGGGACACACAGAUACGUACAGUACUUACUGAAUGUGACGAAUAAACCAAUAUACUACUACAAAUUUGGCUAUGUGGGAGAGUUAAAUCUUUCUAAGGACAUCAUGAAGAGUGUGUCCUUGAAUUACGCGGGGCACUUGGAUGAACUGGGAUAUCUGUUCAAAGCCGAACCUAUAAAGGAUGUUGAGCCGACUCCUCAGGAUGUUAAGACUAGGGAGAGGAUGCUGAGACUGUGGACAAACUUCGCUAAGACUGGAAACCCAACGCCCGACGAGAACCACUACCUAACCGUAACCUGGUUGCCGGCAACCAAAGAUAAACUAAAUUAUUUGAACAUUAGCAAUGAACUGUCCAUGGACGACAGCCCUGACAAGGAAAAAAUGGAAUUCUGGGAUAACUUAUACAGCAAAUACUUCAAAAUAUGGGAUCAUCAGAUAACUAAUGAUGAUGUUUCACCAAAAAGUGAACCAGUUCCGUCGAUAGUCGAACCAAUUUCGCAGAUAAAUGAACCAGUCAUCGUAGCUACGUCACCGGUUAUUGUUGAAGAGACAAUCAUCACAACUGUCACAACAGUUGUCAACGAAAAGGGUGAAGAGAACACCAGCACUCAAGUUAUAGUUGAUGUACAAGACAGUGCUGGGCAGCACUAUCAAGAAUCGUUCAACGAUUUGAAAGGAAACCUCGAACAAAACUUCGAUCUUGUUCAGGAUAACUUAGCUCAAAUACCCGAUAACCUAGUGCAGGUUAACGAUAACUUGUCACAGAUUAAUGAUCAUUCAGCGCAGGUUCAGGAAAACAUAAAGAAUGAAACAGUAUUUGUGGUCGACAACCCAGUAAAACCCGAUGUUAUCAUCACAGGGCAUACCGUCAUCGAAGACCAUCCGGGUAAGUUAGUGAAUAUCGUCAAGUUGCAGGAGAAGUUCUCGAAUAACCAAAAUGGCGGUGAGGAACAUAAAUUUAACGGUAAUUUCGACAAGAAACCGCGGCCCUCUAACGAAAUUAAGAUGGCGCAGAAUACCAACAUAAACCCUAAGGAUGUAAUAAGGGCAAAUGAUCCUCCUGAGGAUGACUUACCCAAGAAUAUCGGUGUUAAUAAAUUUGUGAACUUCUUCGAGUCCUUGGGCGGGAAAAAGUAAUUUUAUUAUACAGAUUUAUGCGUAUGAUCACACUAGCUCACAACGUAGCGAAAGUUGCAAGUUCUUUGCUCAACAUCAAACAUUUCUUAAUCUGUAAGGUAAUCUUCCGAGAGUCAAGACAACGCUACGAGACGCGACGGUCGCUGCAAUAUUUAUCUAUGUUAAUGUAACCGUCUCUCAAUUGCUCAUUGUAAACUACUGCAGCUUAUAAAACUUCUGGGUAGAAUUUCUGGGGAAGUAAAACGUACAUACUGCAUUAAAAUCGGUCCAUUCAUCUAAAAGCUACGGACAGACAAAUUUGUGUUGAAGAAACAAAACUACUAGCGAAAGUUUCAUCCAGUCUAAAGAAUUGCGAUUAACGCUUUUACUGCAUCCACUCAUCAUAAUGUCAAUCGUGAUUAUCACGUGCCAAUUAUCGCAAUAAUUGUUGCUAUUUGCAAAAUCGAUGGUACUCUCGUUCAAAUUGCAUAUUUUAGCAAAUAGUGAAAUAGUGUCAGCAAAUAAGAUGGAUAGCAUUGCAAUCACAUUGUCGCUGCUAUUCGAGACGAUAAUUGAACCUAAGGUUUGCUACUGGACUAAAAUUAAAAACAAAAAAAAACGUUAGUGUGACCUUUCGCUAUAUUUGUAACUUGUCAUGCAUUUUUAUUUAUAUAAUUUAAAAAUAUCUGUUAAAUAUUUUUUCUAGAGUUGUCACGUUUGUAAGCUGAUUUCACAUCUAUCUAUUACUCGCAUAAAGCUCUGUGCAUAACGAGAAUGUCUUCAGCAUAUUUAAGUACUUAAAUAGUGCGAUCUUACUUUGCCAGCUUGAAGUUAGCUCUCGGAGAUGUUCGUGCAUGUACCAAGUAUAAUGGCAGGCACCAUUGAAUUUUUAAAAACUAAAGGUAUCUCUGUAACGACUCGUGACUUAUUUCAGUCUUACCAAGUUUAACCACGCGCUUACUGUAUCUAAAGAACUACAGGGGCUGUUUUGACAGAUAUGAGAUCAGCUUAAAUACUUGCAUUUUUAAUAAAUACGAUAAUAGAAAUAACAUAAAAACGUGAA